Molecule: messenger RNA, 2088 nt
Organism: Stylophora pistillata
Lineage: Eukaryota; Metazoa; Cnidaria; Anthozoa; Scleractinia; Pocilloporidae
Product: neuropeptide FF receptor 2-like
Biological process (GO): G protein-coupled receptor signaling pathway
Cellular component (GO): plasma membrane
Molecular function (GO): G protein-coupled receptor activity
Source: RefSeq, a predicted model, not a curated record
UGUCGCAUUUUUAAGCGCAAAGUGAGGCGGUUAAGGAGCCUUUUACACCAAGACAUUAGCAAGCCCAGGAGACCGCGCAUCCAAAUAGGAGGAAGCGAAUUUUACAUUCGAUGGAGUGCAAGUUUGAGAAGGACAGUGGGGACUGAGGUCAAAAUGUACGAUGGCGCAAUCCCUACAAAUGUAUCUGUUGCCGCUCAAGAUAAUUCUACCGGCUUAUCGGAGGAUGAUCCAACCUCUUAUUUGGAGCCGAUCGCUCUCAAAUUAUUUCGCUUUGUAAUCUACGCUGUAAUCAUCAUGUUUGCAUUGGUGGGCAAUGUAGCCGUGUGUAUUAUUUCAAGUCGCACUCGUCGCCUUCAGACCAGCACGUAUUGUCUAGUAAUGAACUUGGCCAUUUCGGACAUCGGAUCCGUGCUUUGUCUGCCGUUCCUGUUACCUGAACUCUUCGAUGGAAACUGGAUGAUGGGGGAAGCCAUGUGUAAACUGCUCAAACCCAGUGUUGUGGUGUUCAACUUUGUAACAACAAACACGUUGGUGGCUAUAGCAUGUGAUCGUUUUCGCGCCGUGGUAUUCCCGUUCGUAACGCGACCAUCAAAGUCAGAAAUACGCUUGAUCAUCGCACUACUUUGGCUGAUCGCCUUUUUGUUCUCUUUGCCUAUGUAUGGUGCACAGACCGUUAAAGUGUUUCCAGAAAGUCCUGACAUCUACUACUGUUUGGAUGUUUUCUCAGACGGCGACACGGACAAAGACACUUUCUAUCGUCGUAUAUACACAAUAACGAUGUACGCUGUACAGGCUCUUCUUCCAGUGCUGGUCAUCUCGGCCUUGUAUCUAAAGAUCACAGCCACUUUAAAGAAUAUACAUCUUGUGCCUCUAGCACUACGGCGCAGUCAUUCCUGUUCGCUUAACUCCACGCCCAACAUAAGUCCACACUCAUCCAUCUUAAAUUUAAACAAACUGAACAUGAAUCCCGCGGGCGCACAGCGUCGACAGAUGUUGGAGAAGAAGUUUCUUAGGAUGUUGCUCACAGUACUUAUUGUUUAUGUGCUAUGUUAUCUUCCGUUCCAAACACUGUUCCUCGUUUACGAAUUUAAUCCAGGUUUGGGCUACCUGAAUUACAUGCAAGCACUGUCGGAGUACCUUUACAUGAUCGUGUGGCUGCCGAAUGCCAUAAAUCCGAUCUGUUAUGGAUGCCUGAAUGAACAGUACAAGCGCGCUUUUAAGGCUCUGAUAUUAAGACCUCGUUCGUACUUUCAGUCUGUCAGAUUGAGGCGCAGGCUUUCUAAAACUGUCAUCACCGAUGUGCAGUUGAAGGAUAUUGCAGCGUAGCUACCCUUUAUAAACAAGCUUAGUUUUCUAACGUAACCCACAAGGAAUCAUUAAGCCGGUUGUACUUUUUGUGGUAAAUCACUAACCGGGAAUCAAUGGAUAAAUAUAAUUCUGUUGAUGUAGUAAAACAAUCCUCACAAGGUCUGCUAAUUACGUGCCGUACAAUACCGUAUUAGAGUAAAAAAAAUAGGAAAAAAUGUUCUAAUAACAGGAUCUUCGGAAGUUGUGAUUGACGAAAAGAGGGGCCAUUCCCAUCCAUCUCCCACGCUUAAACUUCUUGGAAUUGAGCGCCACACUGAGUGUAUUAAAUAGAAAGUACUAAAAUGAUUAAAAAAAAGUUGAAUAUCCUUAUAAAUAAUGGCUCAGCUUUAUCUGAAGAACAUUCUAUUGGGUCACAUCCCAUCCACCUUUCCCGUAUAUUACUGAAUUAGUUAAGCAGAUGAGUGCAAUAGUAACGACAUUAUAAAUUAAUGAGGAAAAAAUUUCUCGAACAAGUGAUCAUCACUAGUGCUAUUCUGAAAUAUGUUUACCCGCAUGAAAUGUAUUGUGGACUCAUCCACGGGUAAAACAAAUUAGGGCGCCAUAUUUGUACUCCACAGGGAGGCACGAAUGCAGCGUGCCCAUACCGGGCAUCGCAGCAUAUCUGCUGUAUUUAAAGGAACAGAUAAUUAAUCUAUGGAUGUCCACGCUGUUUUAACUACGGACCCUUUUCAGAACGCCUGGAUUUUCUACCAAGUCUGAUUCUUUUAUUUCAUCUUGAUU